UGUAUGUACCCCUCCGCAGCAGCCAAGCACCCAACCAUCUCCAACCAACACCUACAUACAUCUACCCAGCAUGCCAAUCAGCCUUCACUCUCACUCUGGUCAGUUCUGCAAGCAUGCCACCGGAACCCUCGAUUCGGUGAUCCGGACUGCUAUAGACCGGGGCUUCAUCAGUUAUGGUCUUUCCGAGCACAUGCCACGAGAUCGGGUCCAAGAUCUCUAUCCAGAGGAGAGUGGCAUCCAGCCAUCCGAACUCGGCGAGCAGUUUGACUGCUUCAUAGCCGAAGCUGGUCGACUCAAGCAACUCUAUUCUCCUCAGAUCGGGCUGUUGGUUGGAAUCGAGACCGAGCUGAUCGAACAGUCGAAUACCUUCCAGUUACUCGACCAGACCCUUACCCGCCAUUGGGAUACCUUGGAUUAUCUAGUCGGGAGCGUCCACCAUGUCAACCAAAUCCCAAUCGACUUCGAUCGGCCCAUGUUCGACAGAGCCGUUUUGUCCUUCGAAUCAACCAAUCACUCACUCGAGCCACUUCAUCGACUCUGUGAGGCCUAUUUCGAUGCCCAGCACACAUUGAUCGAGCGAUACCGGCCCGAGGUCAUUGGUCAUUUCGACCUUUGUCUACUCUUCAACCCAGAUCUCGACCUCCAAGCCGAACCGGCGGUAUGGACUAAGAUUGAGAGGAACGUCAGACUCGCAAUCUCAUAUGGAGCUCUCUUUGAAGUCAACUCGGCAUCAAUCAGAAAAGGCUGGCCGACACCCUAUCCAAGUCCACCAAUCUUGCAAUUAAUCAUCUCACUAGGUGGUAGAUUGACUCUAUCUGAUGAUUCGCAUGGCUCCGAUCGUGUGGGAUUGAACUACGACAAGAGUUUCGACUAUCUGAAAAUGAAUAAUGUCUCAACAUUGUGGUACCUUGUUCCUGCAGCUGAGGAGCACUCGAUCAUGCAGCCGAGGGGAAAGGUUUCUGCGGUACCAAUCCCUGGAAACUGGUGGGAACAUCCGUUUUGGUCCCAGGCAUCAGCUAAUCCUGUGACCGCAGCCAAUGAUCGUCUUGAGGACCUGGACAAUCAGCCCACUUCUUCUUCCUCGGCCUCAAUCGAACUCGCCAGGUUGAACUUCCAGUCAGGCCAAACCCCGAACAAGAACGCAAAUGAUGAAAGAUUCAAAUGGAGUCAGUUUCCCAUUGAUAAAUUCACAAAUCAAACAUGGUUCAUCGUUUCAAGUUCAUUGCCAUUCUGGAAAAGUAAGAAAAACGCAACGAUCAGCUAUUCUAAUCUAGAUAACGAACCAUCAAGUGUAAUGUAUGAUUUGGUCGAGUACCAUGGAGCCCUAACUGAUGAACCUAGCUCAAAACGAAGGAAGAUCGAAGGGAUCGAUCGGCCAAAAAGUGAAAUGAAUGAAGACGCACAAUUAGUAGAAUGGAGGUGGAGAGGGAAAGGGCUAUUGAGGCUCCUGAGCAGUGACUGGCAGGUGAUUGGAUAUAACUUAUCGAGCUCAAAGAACGGUGAUGAGAAUGGAAAACCCUCAGGACCAGAUUGGGUGGUCACUUUUUUCCGCCAGACUUUGGUGACGCCUGCUGGGAUUGACAUCUAUUCGAGAAGCCCGACCUCUCUGCCCACCGAAUUGAAGGAACAGUUGCUCCAAGCUCUUCGUAAUCACCCAUCUAAACUUGUGUCGAGUCUAGUUGAUUCAAUGUUUGAUAUACCCCACGACAUACCUUGAUCAAUAUCACAUCUACUCUCCCCUUGUUAAACUUGAUAUAUCCUGUCUUUAUAGAUCGGGGUAUCUGUACACGCAGUGAGGCAAACAAGGGCUGGGCAGGCGACUUGGACCUUGCCAAAUAAAUGCAUUUGUAAUCCAUCACCCUUCGGCAGAUGAACAUCAAUUUUGCUGGAAGUUCAGCCUCUUAGAGGUCAGGUUGUAUGAUUUCAAGCUACCAGAUGACAUUGUAGAAAUGCGCUGGCUGGUGGAGUCACCAGGGAAAGAGGGAUAUGCUCAGGAGAAAAGAAA
Molecule: messenger RNA, 2005 nt
Organism: Puccinia graminis f. sp. tritici CRL 75-36-700-3
Lineage: Eukaryota; Fungi; Basidiomycota; Pucciniomycetes; Pucciniales; Pucciniaceae
Exons: 5
Coding region: 71-1717 (548 amino acids)
Biological process (GO): L-histidine biosynthetic process
Cellular component (GO): cytoplasm
Molecular function (GO): histidinol-phosphatase activity
Source: RefSeq, a predicted model, not a curated record